Molecule: messenger RNA, 1899 nt
Organism: Trichobilharzia regenti
Lineage: Eukaryota; Metazoa; Platyhelminthes; Trematoda; Strigeidida; Schistosomatidae
Source: the annotation of a GenBank genome assembly
CUCCCUUUGGAGUCAACCAAAGCUUUGACAGUCGAGUGGCGGGACGAGCUACGCAGAAGUUUACGGAAGAUCAGGAACCUAUACCUUACAAUCAAGAAGCAAGCGCAAAGAAAUCAAAUUGGUUUAAAUUAGCUUGUAAAAACGAUAUUGGAUAUUGAAGAUGGCGCUGCGAUCAAAAAUGACGGUGCCUAUAUAUAUUCACCAAGAACGCAACCAAGAUUUUAUUCACCUGAGGCUAACAGAAAGUCUUCUUCGUGCUUUAGAGUCCGUUAAAAAAGAGGUAAGCGCUUGGUCACGCCUUAAUUUUUGUAGAGAGGCAGUAUUACUCUAGUUUGCGACGAACAGCAAAAUCUGGUAUGUUCACAUGUUGUUAUGUUUAUAGAAAUAUUACUAUUGUAAAGUUGGUUUAUCAUUCGUCCGUUGGAUAUCACAUAUUUCCUGGUUUCGUGUUUAUAGGUGUCGUGUGUAAGCAGAAAACUUUUCAAGAAUAUGCCUUUUUAUUGAGAUUCUCCGAGUGAUUUGACUUUUGGAGUAUCUAAACCACCUAGGCACACUAGUUUUCCUUGACGCACCUUUCGCAAAAAAACCUCCAAAAAAAGGACGAGAGACAGCAUAUACUGCCAUCAAGCCUUUUGGGGACCCUUUUAUUGUGGGCUGCUUGUCGCAGUAUUUUGGGACUUUCUUUAGUAUCGCAUUAUUUCUAAAUAACUUGCAAGAAUAAGCCUUUGAUCCCCAUUUGGAAUCGAUGUCGGAGAGUUUUUGGUGUACUAAUCAAAAGUGAUUGUUCGCACUGACGGGUGUGUAGCCUGAGUUCGUAGGUUGUUAGGCGUACUUGGUUUGGCUGUGCUGUAUACAUGUUCGAAAGUGAAAAUAAGUCCUCAUUCCUGGAUGGGGUUGCAUAAUGUUACUUAGAAGCCUCAAAGCUUUAGUAUUUUGAUUUGUUUGACAAACAUGGAUCACAUCGUAAAUUUAUUGUCAGCUCAUGAUGUGAAGAAGAUUGUAGUGAAUACUACGGAAGUUGAGGAGGUAUACGAACUUGAAUGUGAACAUAGUUCAACGUACCUUACACUUGCUACUGUGGAGAAAUCAGCGGGAGAAUUUCUGGGUGAUAUCAACUAUAAAUACAGAACUAAAGCAACUAGUGACAGUUUUGUUAAGGCUCGCGAAAAUCUUGUUAAAGAAGUGGAAAAUACUCGUCAACAAAAGUUAGAAGUUUUAGAUUAUCAGUUGAAAGUAGCUUCCUCACUUAGAGAUAAACGCAAUACAAAAACUGAAAGAAAUCUUCAGAGGAAUUCAGUUUCGAAACCUGCGUUGAAGAAGCUGAAAGUGUCAGAAACUGAAAAUGUAACCAGGAUGCCUGCCACUCGAUCAAAAAUUCCCCGUAAGUUGGAUGUAACUCCUAAAAUGACUAAUGGAGGCAGUCAAAAAUUAUCUGGCAUUACAUCUCCUUCGACUCCAAUAUGUCCGGUUAAACGAGCAAAGACUCGUGUUAAAUCAACUGAACAAAAGGCUACUGUUGAAAAAGAUCCUUUGAAAGAAAUUGAAGCAGUUAUUCACAGGAAGUGUGUAUCAGCGAUACGAAAAAGACAAAGAUUGGAACAACGUCUCUGCAAAGCUUAUAAAACAAUUGAUGAGAAGAAAAGAGACAAAGAAUUAGAAAAGAUUAAAGCUGAUUUAUGCGCAUUUGUGGAUGAAUUGUAUAAUGAUGAGUUACUACGAAAGUGGAUACCUGUUCCGGUUGAAUCUGUCUAAUUGAUUCGAUGUAUAUUGCCGUCUUUACAAACACUACUCCUUUUUUAAAAUAAGUACUUGACAAUAUGUAAAGUAUUUUCCAUAGUAUAUGUACAUUUUUAUUGUAUAUAUUGUACAUAAUAAUACAAAUAAAUUAAUCCUUAGAUG